Molecule: messenger RNA, 5682 nt
Organism: Passer montanus (Eurasian tree sparrow)
Lineage: Eukaryota; Metazoa; Chordata; Aves; Passeriformes; Passeridae
Product: nebulin-like
Exons: 39
Coding region: 253-5682 (1809 amino acids)
Biological process (GO): cardiac muscle thin filament assembly
Cellular component (GO): Z disc
Molecular function (GO): actin filament binding
Source: RefSeq, a predicted model, not a curated record
GGGCCACACACGUCACCCAGAGCCACCAAAGCCCCUCGCUCUCACCCAGUGCUGCUCAGGAGGGAAGACUGGAGAGCCUUUGCUCCAAAGGAUAUUUACUGGAUGUCGCUGGUCUGAAGAAACAGAGAGAAAAAGCCCACAAGAGCUUAAAAAAAAACAACCCCCGAGCAUCUCUGUAGGCUGAUGCUGGGAAGACAGAAAUUGCCUCAUUAACCUAAGUGAGUGGGGGAGAGACAGAAGCAAACCCUCAGAAUGGAGGAAGAAGAAUAUGAGGAAGUUGUGGAGUACUACAUUGAGGAGACAGUUAUUGAGGAGGGUGAGCCACACGAGGUGGUCACAGAGAUCACUGAGACCAUCACCACAGACUACUCAGUCCCUGAGACCACCACCACAACUACCACCUACACAGCUGAGCACACCCAGCCCUCUGGGGAGGAUGCAGCUCCUCCCAUCAGGAAGAAGACAAUCCGGACAAAAGUGGACCCAUCCAAGUUUCUGACACCUUACCUGGAACACAGCAAUAAAAUGAAGGACUUAUUCAGUGAGAACAAGUACAAGGAAAAAUUUAGAAAAGAAAAAGGAAAGCCAUAUGCUUCCACAGUCGAUACCCCAGAAAUCCGGAGGAUCAAGAAAGUGCAGGACCAGCUCAGUGAGGUUAAAUACCGCAUGGCUGGGGAAGUUGCCAGAACCAUUUGCCACGUGGAUGAAAAGGCCAUGGAUAUAGAACACGCAAAGAAAGUGUCACAGCAAGUGAGCAAGGUAUUAUAUAAACAGAACUGGGAGGAGAAUAAGGACAAGUACCUGCUUCCCCCUGAUGCUCCAGAGCUUGUGAAUGCAAUAAAAAACACAGCAAUGUUCAGCAAGAAACUCUAUACUGAAGACUGGGAUGCAGACAAAACAUUGUUUUAUCCCUACAAUGACAGUCCAGAGCUCAGAAGGGUGGCACAGGCUCAGAAGACUCUGAGUGAUAUUGUCUACAAAAAGGGGCACGAUGAAAGGAAAGCAAAAUUCACCUCUCUGCCAGACCCCCCUGAUGUGGAACAAGCCAAGAAAGUGACACGACAGCUGAGUGAUGUUAUUUACCAUGAGGACUAUAAAAACAAAGUCAAAGGCAAGUGGAGUCAAACUCCGUGCUAUGAUGUGGCAGUUGCAAAAAUGAAUGCAGAAAAUCUAAGUAUGAGGAAAUACCAGGAAGACUUUGAAAACAUGAAAGACCAAAUCUACUUCAUGCAGACUGAAACUCCAGAAUAUGAAGCCAACAAACGAGCUUCAGAAAACGUCAGCAAGUUCAAAUACAGAGCAGACUAUGAGAAGAAGAAAGCUAUUGCAGAUUAUAAUGUGCUCCCUGCUACAGAGAACCCAUUGCUGAAGCAAUUAAAAACUGCAGGAAAUAUUCUGAGUGAUAAAUUAUACAAAGAAGCCUAUGAACAGUCCAGAGGAAACAAGAUGAAUUACUGUGAGACACCCAAGUUCCAGACUGAUGCUGCUCUGAAGAACUUUAGUGAUGUUAAAUAUAAAGAUGCAUAUCAGAAGAAUAUUCUGGGGCACUACUUGGGCAGCUUUGAGGACCCACAUCAAAUCCACUGCAUGAAGGUUGAAGCUAUGAAAAGUGAUAAAAAUUACAAAGCAGAUUAUGAGGAGGAAAAGACAAAGUGCUACUUCCCUCAGACCAUAACUCAAGAGUAUGAAGCAAUCAAGAAGUUGGAGCAAUGUAAAGAUUACACCUACAAAAAGCAUCCUGAUCAAACUAAAUUCACUUCAGUGACUGACUCUCCAGUACAGAAACAAGCAGAGAUCAACAGCAAACAGCUGAGUGAUAUACUGUAUAAAUCCAAAGGGGAAGAAAUUAUUCACAAGUACCACCUCCCUCCUGAUGUGCCCCAGUUCAUCCAGGCUAGAGUUAAUGCCUACAACAUCAGUGAUGCUAACUACAAAGCAGACUGGAAGAAAACCCUUGCCAAAGGCUAUGAUCUGAAACCAGAUGCCAUUCCAAUUAUUGCUGCUAAAGCUUCUCGGAACAUUGCAAGUGAUUACAAGUACAAGGAAUCCUACGAGAAAGACAAAGGCAAACAGGUCGGGUUCCGGAGCCUGCAGGAUGAUCCCAAACUUGUUCACUACAUGAACGUGGCCAAAAUCCAAUCGGAUCGGGAAUACAAGAAGGAUUAUGAAGUCACCAAGACCAAAUAUCACACUCCUCUGGAUAUGUUCAGCGUGACAGCUGCCAAGAAAGCCCAGGAAGUGGUGACAAACACUGGCUAUAAGCAGCCAAUUCACAAUUACACCCUCCUGCCUGAUUCUGUGAACCUGGAGCUCUCCAAAAAUGUGAUGCAGCUUCAGAGUGAUAAUCUGUACAAAUCUGACUUCAAUAACUGGCUGAGAGGAGUUGGCUGGGUCCCAAUUCAGUCACUGGAUGUAGAAAAGGCCAAGAAAGCCACGGAGAUUCUCAGUGAGAAGAAAUACCGCCAGCAUCCCGACCAGCUCAAGUUCUCCAUCCCCAUGGAUGCCAUGGAACAAGUGCUGGCAAAGCAAAAUGCCAAGACCAUGAACAAGAGGCUGUACACAGACAAGUGGAACAAAGAGAAGACCAGCAUUCAUGUGAUGCCAGACACCCCAGAAAUCCUGCAGUGCAAAGUGAACCAGAUGACCAUGAGUGAUAAACUUUACAAAGCUGGAUGGGAGGAGGACAAGAAGAAGGGUUAUGACUUGCAGCCAGAUGCGAUUCCAAUAAAAGCAGCCAAGAGCUCCAGGGAUAUUGCGAGCGAUUAUAAAUACAAACUGGCCUACGAGAAGGCCAAAGGGAAGCACAUCGGCUUCCGCAGCCUGGAGGACGACCCCAAGCUGGUGCACUUCAUGCAGGUGGCCAAGAUGCAAUCUGACAGAGAGUACAAAAAGGGUUAUGAGAAGGCCAAGACUAACUUCCACACUCCAGUUGACAUGGUCAGUGUGGUGGCAGCUAAGAAAGCUCAGGAAGUGGCUACAAAUGCAAACUACAAGAACUUAAUCCACACCUACAAUGUCCUGCCAGAUGCUAUGAGCAUUGAAUUGGCCAAAAACAUGAUGCAGUUACAAAGUGAUAAUCAAUACAAAGCAGAGUAUGACGAAACUAUGAAGGGUGUUGGGUGGCUCCCACUGGGCUCCCUGGAAGCUGAGAAGAACAAAAAAGCCAUGGAAAUUUUGAGUGAGAAGAAAUAUCGCCAGCAUCCAGACAAGCUGAAGUACUCUGUUCCUAUGGAUUCCAUGAACAUGGUCUUGGCUUUAAAUAAUGCCAAAAUCAUGGAUGAGCACAAGUACAAACAAGCCUGGGAAGAAGACAAAAAGAAAAUCCACAUCACCCCAGAUAUUCCACAGAUUGCUUUAGCAAAAGCAAAUGCAUUCAAUUUAAGUGAAAAAAUGUACAGAUCUUCAUUUGAAGAAACUAGGAAGAAAGGAUAUGAUCUCAAGGCUGAUGCUAUUCCUGUCAAAGCUGCCAAAGCUUCCAGGGAUAUUGCCAGUGAUUAUAAAUACAAAUUAGGGUAUGAGAAAGACAAGGGGAAACUUGUCGGCUUCCGCAGCCUCCAGGAUGAUCCCAAACUUGUCCAUUGCAUGCAAGUGGCCAAGAUGCAGUCAGACAGGGAGUACAAGAAGGCCUAUGAGGCGAGCAAGACUCAUUACCAGACCCCUUCUGAUGCCCUCAGCGUGGUGGCAGCCAAGGAGGCCCAGGACCGUGUCACCAACACCAACUACAAGCGCCUGAUCCACCAGUACAUGCUCCUGCCAGACGCAAUGAGUCUGGAGCUGUACAGGAACAUGAAUCAGAUCCAAAGUGAUAAUGAGUACAAGCAGGAUUACAAGGAGUGGUUCAGGGGGAUUGGUUGGAGUCCCAUUGGUUCUCUGGAUGUGGAGAAAUCGAAGAAGGCCACGGAGAUUGCGAGCGAUCGGAAGUACCGCCAGCACCCCAGCAUGUUCCGCUUCACCAAACAGAACGAUGCCAUGGACCUGGUCCUUGCAAAGCAGAAUGCAAACAUCAUGAACAAACAUGCUUACACUGAAGCCUGGGAGAAGGAUAAAACUCAGGUCCAUGUGAUGCCAGACACACCAGAUAUUCUCCAGGCCAAACAGAACAAGACAAACUACAGCCAGAAACUCUACAAGCUUGGCUGGGAGGAAAUGAUAAAGAAAGGCUAUGACCUCACACCUGAAGCCAUGUCAGUGAAAGCUGCCAAAGCUUCAAGGGACAUUGCAAGUGAUUUCAAGUACAAAGAAGGAUACCGCAAGCAGCAGGGACAUCACAUCGGGUUCCGCAGCCUGCAGGAUGACCCCAAGAUGUUGUGGUCCAUGCAAGUAGCUAAAAUGCAGAGUGAGAGGGAGUACAAGAAAGACUUUGAAAAGUGGAAGACCAAGUUUAAUAUGCCUGUGGAUAUGCUGGGCUUCCUUCUGGCCAAGAAGUGUCAGGAGCUGGUCAGUGAUGUGGACUACAAACAUAUACUGCACCGCUGGACUUGUCUGCCAGACCAGGUCGAUGUCAUCGAGGCAAAGAGGGUCAACGAGCUGCAGAGUGAUAACCUGUAUAAGUCGGAUCUACAGUGGCUCAGAGGCAUUGGAUGGAGUCCUUUGGGGUCUCUGGAAGCUGAAAAGAACAAGAAAGCUUCUGAAAUACUGAGUGACAAGAAGUACAGGCAGCACCCAGACACAAUUAAGUUCACAAGUAUCCCGGAUGCCAUGGAUGUUGUUUUGGCAAAAUCUAAUGCCAAAAAUAGGAGUGAUAUACUCUACAAGGAAGCUUGGAACAAGGACAAGACUAAGAUUCACAUCAUGCCUGAUACACCUGAAAUUUUGUUGGCUAAAUCAAACUUGGUUAACACAAGUGAUAAACGUUACAAGGUAGGAUAUGAAGAGCUGAAGAAGAAAGGCUACGACCUCCCUCCUGAUGCCAUCCCUCUCCAGACAGCCAAGGCAUCCCGAGACAUAGCUAGUGAGUACAAAUACAAAACCGCAUACAGAAAACAGCUGGGCCACCACAUUGGAGCCAGGAACAUUGAGGAUGACCCCAAGAUGAUGUGGUCAAUGCACGUGGCCAAGAUCCAGAGUGACAGGGAGUACAAGAAGGACUUUGAGAAAUCCAAGACAAGGUUCAGCAGCCCUGUGGACAUGCUGGGAGUGGUGUUGGCCAAGAAAUGCCAGGAGCUGGUCAGCGAUGCCGAUUACCGGCACCCUCUGCACCGCUGGACCUGCCUGCCGGACCAGAACGAUGUUGUCCAUGCCAAGACAGUGUAUGACCUUCAGAGUGAUAACGUGUACAAGUCUGACCUGCAGUGGCUGAGGGGCAUUGGCUGGUCCCCAAUUGGAUCACUGGAUGCUGAGAAGAACAAGAGGGCGAGUGAGAUCCUGAGUGACAAGAAGUAUCGUCAGCACCCAGACACCCUCAAAUUCACCAGCCUUCCUGACUCGAUGCCCAUGGUGUUGGCAAAGCACAACUCUGAAAUCAUGAACCAAAACGUGUACAAGUCUGACCUGCAGUGGCUGAGGGGCAUUGGCUGGUCCCCAAUUGGAUCACUGGAUGCUGAGAAGAACAAGAGGGCGAGUGAGAUCCUGAGUGACAAGAAGUAUCGUCAGCACCCAGACACCCUCAAAUUCACCAGCCUUCCUGACUCGAUGCCCAUGGUGUUGGCAAAGCACAACUCCAAAAUCAUGGAUCAACAGUAA